This is a messenger RNA of Caenorhabditis remanei, 1137 nucleotides long. RefSeq lists its product as uncharacterized. Bases 1 to 1137 code for a protein of 378 amino acids. Gene Ontology annotation, biological process: innate immune response. NCBI's taxonomy places the organism in Eukaryota, Metazoa, Nematoda, Chromadorea, Rhabditida, Rhabditidae. The transcript is spliced from 7 exons. The record is from RefSeq and is a predicted model, not a curated record.
AUGAAGUAUUUGCUGCUGGUUACCGUAAUUGUAAUGGCUUUUGUACCUCUUUCCCAGUCAGUGUCCGAUCGACAAUGUGGAAAUGACACGAAUUUUAUCUGGCUGGAUAUAGUUCUAGUGAUCGAUAACUCUCCUACUAUGAUCAGUGACAAUGUUUAUGAAUCAAUUUCUUCUAUUUUUGGACCAAAUUCUCAAAUUGGAACCGGAUACACAGACCCAAGAAGUUCGAGAGUUGCCAUCGUAACAUAUAACAACUAUGCGACUACGGUGGCUGACUUUCGGACAAUUAAGUCACUCAAACAACUCAAAACUCAACUGACUGCUCUGGAUCAGGCUGGAAAUUCUGGAAAUCAAUCAUAUCUUGAUCAAGGCCUAAUCAGUGCCCAAUCCAUCCUAACUAAAUUCGACGAUCGCGAGAAUUACAAGAAAGUUGUCCUCAUUUUCACAUCGUCUUUUGACUUCAUUGAUUCUCGUCCAGAUCGUCUAGCUGAAACAAUGAAGUCCAAUGGGGUUACUGUGAUUACUGUAAACACAGGAAAAGACAAAACCGUUGAGAAACAGUUAGAAGGUGUAGCUUCAGCUGGAUUUGCUUUCAAAAUGUCAACUAAUACUACGGAAACACUUCAGAAUGCGUUAACGACAAGUAUGUCAAUUGUCCAACUAUUUAGUAUAAUUUCUUCAGAUAAUUGCCAUUGUCUCGACUAUUGGACCUGGACGCAAUACAAACAUUUCGGUGUUUGUAUGCUGAAUCCUGGAGUCAAAGGAACACAUCAAGCAGCACACAAAUAUUGUAGAGGACUUGGUAUUCCCGGUAACCUGGCCACUGAGUUUAACGAAGAAAAACGGAAAUUCAAUUACAAAUUCCUUAACAACAACAUUGACGGUACUACAGUAUCCUCAUAUUACAAUGGGUUGACUAGCGAAAAUGGAACUUGGUACUGGGAUCAGCCAAAGGGAAAACCAAUGAUUCCGUUGGAUCCGUCAUCUGGCUCAAUAAGCACUACAUCGGGAUGUGUUGCUGAUAUCAAGUAUUCUGAUGGAUCUAUCUCUUGGACGCCAAUCAGCUGCUCUAAUUCUUUCAAUUUUUUAUGUGAAGCUGUUGCAUGCGAUACUGAUAAUUAUUGUGAUUCUUCCUGA